GCAGCCGGCCAGACCGCAGCACCAGCCAGCCCGGCGGCCACCGCAGCCCUUCUGGUGGCCCCCGCUGCAUCCCCAGAGCCGGAGAUCAGCGGCCGCCUCGCAGGCAGCAUGUCAGCCCCGCCGGACCCGCAGGAGCUGCUGCUGGCGGGCACUGGGGCGCACUGGGCUGCGGACGGGGCGGAGAUGCGGGAUGGAGAUGGGGCUCAGCAGCGGGAGCAGCUGGGGUUCGGCUCCGCCAGGGAACACCCGCCCGUUACCAUGGCGACUGCAUCCCCAGGUGUCACAGGCUCCUCACAUCUCUUUGACUUCGGCUCCACCGCCAAUGGAGGGGACAACUCCUUCUACACCUCUCUGAUCUCUGAUGUCCACUACACCACCCCACGGGACUCCACCUAUUUCACAGGCAUCUAUCAGCAGGAAAACACCCCCAUUCCCUGCUCAGGCAGCACAGAGGGGUUUAAUGCUCUGGGGCAUCCUGUUCAAGACGUGACUGGGUUUGAGUCCCGUGGCUUGUUCAGCUCAGACUCGGGAAUAGAGAUGACUCCUGCCGAGUCUACUGAAGUCGACAAAACCUUAGCAGAUCCCAUGAAAGUAGAAGCUUACAAAUACAUGGACAUGAGUAGAUCAGAAGAAAUAAAGUACCAAGGAAAAUAUGACUCUGACUCAGAAGAUGAGAGCCCAGGCCUUAGCGACAAGUACCGGGGAGCACCCGCAUGGUCCAGCCACGCCGCCGAACCUCCGCGGACGCCCUCGGAGAGCACGAAGGCAGCCAAGGAGCAAGACCUGCUGGAAGACAGAAGGUCUGGGGCUCAGCACAGUCCCUCUGUGGCUACAAGCCCUGUCAAGAUCACACUCACCGAGACAGACAGCACCAAGGAAGCUGCCAGCAAAGAGCCGAGCCCGACUCAGCCGGACGGCGGCCUGAAGCCGAGCCGUGAGGUGGUGCCGACGGUGACGGUGUCGGAGCCGGAGGAUGACAGCCCCGGAUCUGUCACACCACCCUCCUCUGGCACAGAACCAUCCGGCUCAGAGUCUCAGGGCAAAGGCAGCCUGUCGGAGGACGAGCUCAUCAGUGCCAUCAAGGAAGCCAAGAGCUUUUCCUUCGAGCCCGCGGAUGCCCAGCGGUCGCCAGCCCCCGCCGCGGAGAAGCGGGAGCAGCGGAGCAAGCCCGGCCGCCCUCCCGCAUCCCCGCACGGCGACCACGAGGCCAGCAGCGCCGAGUCCGGCGACUCGGAGAUCGAGCUGGUCUCGGAGGACCCGCUGGCCGCCGAGGAGGUGCUGCACUCCAACUACAUGACCUUCAGCCACAUCGGGGGGCCGCCUCCGUCGCCCGCCUCGCCCUCCAUCCAGUACAGCAUCCUGCGGGAGGAGCGGGAGGCAGAGCUCGACAGCGAGCUCAUCAUCGAGUCCUGCGACGCCUCGUCGGCCUCGGAGGAGAGCCCCAAGAGGGAGCAGGACUCGCCGCUGAUGAAGCCCAAGGUCAUGGACAUCAUCAAGGAGGAGAACAACUCGCGCACCGACGCCUCGGACUACGAGGCCGGUAAAAUGACAGAGAGCAGGAUGAACAGGGAGAACCUGGCAGAGUCCUCGUCCUACCUGAAAAGCUCCUUUGUUGCACCAAAAACAGGCGCCGAGCCCCCGACCUCUGCCGUCAGCACCGAGGAGCUGAAGGAAAGAGUAAAACUGAAGAAACCCGUUGAAGAAACUGUUGUUAACCAAAGUAAAGUGUCUUCCAAGGACUUUGGCAAAAAAAGUCCUUUGGCUUCGUUCCUACUGCCGUUUUUAAAUAAGCAGAAAGCUAUCGACCUGUUGUACUGGCGUGACAUCAAGCAGACAGGGAUCGUGUUCGGCAGCCUGCUGCUGCUGCUCUUCUCCCUGACCCAGUUCAGCGUGGUCAGCGUGGUGGCUUACCUGGCCCUGGCCGGCCUCUCGGCCACCAUCAGCUUCAGAAUCUACAAAUCAGUCCUACAGGCUGUGCAGAAGACGGACGAGGGCCACCCCUUCAAAGCCUACUUGGAGAUGGAGAUGAAUCUUUCACAGGACCAGAUCCAGAAAUACACAGAUUGUCUCCAGCUAUACGUCAACAGCACAGUCAAAGAGCUGAGGAGACUCUUUCUCGUUCAGGACCUCGUGGAUUCUUUAAAAUUUGCAGUACUAAUGUGGCUGCUGACUUACGUGGGAGCCCUCUUCAAUGGCCUGACUCUUCUGAUAAUGGCUGUGGUGUCUAUGUUUACUCUCCCUGUUGUAUAUGACAAGUACCAGGCACAGAUUGAUCAAUACUUGGGGCUGGUGCGGACCCACAUAAACACGGUGGUGGCAAAGAUUCAAGCUAAAAUCCCAGGUGCUAAGAGAAAGGCAGAGUAAAGAAGACAUCAAGAAUUCUUUGACUACAGUAGUGCAUAAUGGGGAAAUCUGGAGUGAAAACAGCUCUGUUCUUACACUUUACUGCAAAUUUAUCAUUCUUUUUUUUUUCUCAACACCAUAAUCUUAGAAACAUAAAACUGAGAAGCAGUGCUUUUCCCCUGCUGCUUCUGCACUUAGAAUAUUUGCAAUCACUUGUGUCAAGCACUAAAGUAUAGUAAAGAGAAAAGUGUACUAGAUGUGGUUUUUUGUGUUGCUUAUAAAGUGCAUGAUGGUGAGAGCCUAAAUAAUAUUGACCUCUUUAUUUAAUUUUUUUUUUAGUGUUUUUCCUUCUUCUAUUGGCAUUGCUUCUAUAACUUUUAAUGUUACAUGUGGCUAGGGGCUUUCCUGCUUAGCGCACUUGAUGCAAUAGUUAAAAUUGCUUCUACGUCACUGGGUUGCUGGUUGGAUUCAUCUUUAUUAACUAUAUAGAAUUGUAGACUGAUGUUUUAGUGUUUUCCAGCACAAAUAAAAUAAACAGUAAUCGGUACUUAUGGUAAUCAGUUUUGUAUAACUCAAAAAAAAAAAAAAAAAAAAAA
Molecule: messenger RNA, 2939 nt
Organism: Ficedula albicollis (Collared flycatcher)
Lineage: Eukaryota; Metazoa; Chordata; Aves; Passeriformes; Muscicapidae
Gene: RTN1
Product: reticulon 1
Exons: 9
Coding region: 109-2364 (751 amino acids)
Biological process (GO): brain development; neuron differentiation; endoplasmic reticulum tubular network formation
Cellular component (GO): neuron projection; postsynaptic density
Source: RefSeq, a predicted model, not a curated record